This is a messenger RNA of Myxozyma melibiosi, 818 nucleotides long. RefSeq names its product 3-hydroxyacyl-CoA dehydrogenase type-2. Gene Ontology annotation, molecular function: oxidoreductase activity. The transcript has 3 exons. Lineage: Eukaryota; Fungi; Ascomycota; Lipomycetes; Lipomycetales; Lipomycetaceae. The record is from RefSeq and is a predicted model, not a curated record. Bases 61 to 783 code for a protein of 240 amino acids.
CCCUCCUCUACUUCACCUCCACUUCACCACCUCGCCAUGUCCUGACUCUAUCUGCCUCUGAUGUUUAUCAACAACCGCACCUUCAUCAUCUCUGGAGGCAUCUCCGGCCUCGGCCUCGCAGCUGCCCUCUCCCUCGUCUCCGCAGGCGCCCACGUCGCCCUCUUCGACCGCAACUCUGAUCUCGGCCAGGAUGUCCUCAAAUCACACUUCAAUUCAAAACCAGUUGCUAGAUUCUACGCUGUUGAUGUCACCGACUACAACGAUCUCGAAUCAGCCGUGGACCACGUCGUAGCUUGGGCUUCUGACUCGAACUUCCCGCUCGGUGGUGUAGUCUUCCUCGACAUCAACCUCACCGGCACCUACUCCCUCGCAACCCUCGUCGCCUCCCGCCUCGCCCGCUCGCCCGCCCUCCCCUCCGAACCCGACGCCGAGCGCGGGGUCAUCAUCCUCGUCUCCUCCGUCGCCGGCCUCGAAGGCCAACUCGGCCAAACCGCCUACGCCGCCUCCAAAGGCGCAAUCGCAAGCCUCGCCCUGCCUCUUGCCCGCGACCUCGCCCGCUGGGGGAUCCGCGUCAACGCCCUCGCGCCGGCCGUGUUUGAGACUGCAAUGUCGGCUUAUAUGCCGGAGAAGACUAGGCAGAAGCUGUAUAGCCAGCUCGAGUUUCCGAAGCGGUUUGGGAAGGCGGAGGAGUUUGCCGAGAUGGCACUUAGUUUGAUCAGGAAUGGGAUUGUUAAUGGAACUAUCGUGCGUUUGGAUGGCGCAACCAGGAUGGGUAAAUUGUAGAUACUUCUAUGAAUAUAAUCAGUUGAUCUUACAAA